AUGGAGGCGCCCGGCGACGAUGCCAGCGACCCGACGCUCAAAUCGGCGCUCGCGCAGGAGGUCGGCGCGCUGCGCGAGGCCAACGAGUCCGCCGGCGCGCCGUCGGCGCCGGCGCCCGCCGGCGACAUCUCCUGGGAGAACGUGACGGACGACGGCCUCGUGAAGAAGGCGACGCUGCGCGCGACGAGCAUGAAGGUGCCGCUCUACCCCGUGGACGGCAUGGAGCUCAAGGUGCACUACACGGGCACGCUGCCCUACGUCGAGGGAGCCGACGAGCCCUUCGACUGCUCGCGGAAGCGGAAGACGCCGUUCACGUUCACGCUCGGCCACGGCGCGGUCAUCGCGGGCUGGGACGAGGCGUUCUGCAAGGUCGCCGUCGGCGAGACGGCGCUCAUCGAGGUGGGCCCGGCCUACGGCUACGGGUCCGAGGGCCACCCGCCGGUGAUCCCGCCGGACGCGCACCUCCGCUUCGAGGUCGAGCUCCUGAGCGCGGCCGUGAAGAAGAAGGAGCUGCACCAGCUCACGGCCGAGGAGAAGUACGAGCUGUCGACGCUCCACAAGGCCAAGGGCCUCGAGCUCUUCGCCGCCCAGGAGUGGAAGGGCGCGCGCCGCGCGUUCGCGGAGGCGGUGCACUACUGCGACGCGUCGACCUACACGCGCAACGACAAGCCGCUGCCCGACGACGUCGCCGCCGUCUACCUCUCCUGCCACCUCAACGCGUCCCAGUGCGCCCUGAACGCGAAGGAGUGGCCCGCGGCGGCGGCCUACGCGACGCGCGCGGUCCGGCUCCGACCCGACAGCGUCAAGGCGCUGUACCGGCGGGGCGUCGCGCGGAGCCGCAUGGGCCUCCUCGACGAGGCCAAGGCGGACCUGAAGAAGGCCGCGGCCCUCGACCCGAAGAACAAGCCCGUGCGCGUCGCCUGGGCCGAACUCAAGACCCUCGUCGCGGAGCAGACCAAGGGCCAGAAGACGACGUUCAAGGGCGCGUUCGACAAGGUGAGCCUCUUCGGCGACAAGCCGUCGAAC
This is a messenger RNA of Aureococcus anophagefferens, 1026 nucleotides long. RefSeq lists its product as hypothetical. NCBI's taxonomy places the organism in Eukaryota, Pelagophyceae, Pelagomonadales, Pelagomonadaceae. Gene Ontology annotation, molecular function: protein binding; peptidyl-prolyl cis-trans isomerase activity. The transcript has a single exon. The record is from RefSeq and is a predicted model, not a curated record. The annotation marks the transcript as partial.